This is a messenger RNA of Microtus ochrogaster (prairie vole), 3272 nucleotides long. RefSeq names its product signal transducer and activator of transcription 1 (gene Stat1). Gene Ontology annotation, biological process: signal transduction; regulation of DNA-templated transcription. Bases 250 to 2487 code for a protein of 745 amino acids. The record is from RefSeq and is a predicted model, not a curated record. The transcript has 24 exons. NCBI's taxonomy places the organism in Eukaryota, Metazoa, Chordata, Mammalia, Rodentia, Cricetidae. Gene Ontology annotation, molecular function: DNA binding; DNA-binding transcription factor activity.
CCCCCCAGCGCUGAGUCUGUCGAGGCUCCGGGCGACCUCGGGAACCGCGCCCCUCAGACCCUCUUGGGACGCAGCUGAGCGGCGCAGGGAGAUCUGCCCCGACUCGGGCACCCGCGUGCAUUGUAGCAGCUCGGUCCCGUCUCCGGAGCCGCUGCCACCCCGUGCGCUGCACGCAACAGGCACCCAAUUUGCUGUGUUUGGCGGUUGCUUGUGUUGAAUCCCCAGCCUGCACCCGGAGACAGUUCAACGAUGUCUCAGUGGUACGAACUUCAGCAGCUGGACUCCAAGUUCCUGGAGCAGGUUCACCAGCUGUACGAUGAUAGCUUUCCCAUGGAAAUCAGACAGUACCUGGCCCAGUGGUUGGAAAAGCAAGACUGGGAGCAUGCUGCCAAUGAUGAUUCCUUUGCCACCAUCCGCUUCCACGACCUCCUUUCCCAGCUGGAUGAUCAGUACAGCCGCUUUUCUCUGGAGAAUAACUUUCUGUUGCAGCACAACAUAAGGAAAAGCAAGCGCAAUCUUCAGGAUAACUUCCAGGAAGAUCCCGUACAGAUGUCCAUGAUCAUCCAUAACUGCCUGAAGGAAGAGAGGAAGAUUUUGGAAAAUGCCCAGAGAUUUAAUCAGGCCCAGGAGGGGAACAUUCAGAACACCGUGAUGCUGGAUAAACAGAAGGAACUGGACAGCAAGGUCAGAAACGUGAAGGACCAAGUCAUGGUGAGUACUAAGUGGACACAUGCCUUCUUCCACAACUUCCAAGGGGACAGCAUGUCAGUUUCUUCAGAAAGUGAAGCCAACGGUGUGGCCAAGAGUGACCAGAAGCAAGAACAGCUGGUACUUCAGAAGAUGUUCCUAAUGCUGGACAAUAAGAGAAAGGAAAUAAUUCACAAAAUACGAGAGCUGCUGAAUGCCAUCGAGCUCACGCAGAACGUCCUGAUCAACGACGAGUUGGUGGACUGGAAGAGAAGACAGCAGAGCGCCUGUAUUGGGGGACCGCCCAAUGCUUGCCUCGAUCAGCUGCAGAGCUGGUUCACCAUCGUCGCGGAGAGUCUGCAGCAGAUUCGUCAGCAGCUUAAAAAGCUGGAGGAGCUGGAACAAAAGUUCACCUAUGAACCGGACCCGAUCACCAAAAACAAGCAGGUCCUGUCAGACCGCACCUUCGUCCUGUUCCAACAGCUCAUUCAGAGCUCCUUCGUGGUGGAGCGACAGCCAUGCAUGCCAACUCAUCCCCAGAGGCCGCUGGUAUUGAAGACCGGGGUGCAGUUCACUGUGAAGUUGAGACUGUUGGUGAAAUUGCAAGAGCUGAAUUAUAACUUGAAAGUGAAAGUCUCAUUUGAUAAAGACGUGAACGAGAAAAACACAGUCAAAGGAUUUCGGAAGUUCAACAUCCUGGGCACGCACACAAAAGUGAUGAACAUGGAAGAGUCCACCAACGGAAGUCUGGCCGCGGAGUUCCGGCACCUGCAACUGAAAGAACAGAAAAACGCUGGCAACAGAACUAACGAGGGGCCUCUCAUCGUCACAGAAGAACUGCACUCCCUUAGCUUUGAGACCCAGCUGUGCCAGCCAGGCCUAGUGAUUGACCUUGAGACCACCUCUCUGCCUGUCGUGGUGAUCUCCAACGUCAGCCAGCUCCCCAGCGGCUGGGCUUCCAUACUGUGGUACAACAUGCUGGUGACGGAACCCAGGAACCUCUCCUUCUUCCUGAACCCACCGUGCGCACGCUGGUCCCAGCUCUCCGAGGUGCUGAGCUGGCAGUUUUCAUCGGUCACCAAGAGAGGUCUCAACGCCGACCAGCUGAGCAUGCUGGGAGAGAAGCUUCUGGGUCCUAACGCGGGCCCCGACGGUCUUAUUCCGUGGUCGAGGUUCUGUAAGGAAAAUAUUAACGAUAAAAAUUUUUCCUUCUGGCCUUGGAUCGACACCAUCCUGGAACUCAUUAAAAAACACCUGCUCUGCCUCUGGAAUGACGGGUGCAUCAUGGGCUUUAUCAGCAAGGAGCGAGAACGCGCUCUGCUUAAGGACCAGCAGCCGGGGACGUUCCUGCUGAGGUUCAGUGAGAGCUCCCGGGAAGGCGCCAUCACGUUCACGUGGGUGGAGCGGUCGCAGAACGGAGGGGAACCCGACUUCCACGCCGUUGAACCCUACACGAAGAAAGAGCUUUCAGCGGUUACUUUCCCCGACAUUAUCCGCAAUUACAAAGUGAUGGCUGCUGAGAAUAUCCCAGAGAAUCCCCUGAAGUACCUGUACCCCAACACUGACAAAGACCAUGCCUUUGGGAAGUACUACUCCAGGCCAAAGGAAGCCCCAGAACCAAUGGAGCUUGACGACCCUAAGCGAACAGGCUACAUCAAGACCGAGCUGAUUUCGGUGUCUGAAGUCCAUCCCUCUAGACUUCAGACCACGGACAACCUGCUUCCCAUGUCUCCGGAGGAGUUUGAUGAGAUGUCCCGGAUAGUGGGCUCUGAUUUCGACAGUAUGAUGAGCGCAGUAUAAACAUGAAUUUCUCUCUUCUCUGGAGACAUUUUCCUUCCCAUCUGUGAUUUCCUCCUGCUCCUGUUCCUGUUCCUUCACCUGCUGUGUUUCUAGGGAAAUGCAAGAAAGAACAACACGGUUUGUUGCCCCCUGUUGCUAGCGAGUGGAUAUUUCUCUUCGCUAGAAACCCGUUACUCCGAAGGACUUCAUGCGUCUUAACUGAAGGUGAACCGGAGAGUCAAUCACUUGUGCAAAGUAGAUUCUGCGGACAGAGCAGAGACCCGCCCAAGGCGUCAGGACUAGACUGCCAGUGUCUGGGAAAGGUGAGGAGUAGGUGACCUCUAGUAAAUGCUGUGUCAUCACAGUGCCCAACCGCCGCACAGCACGGGACAGUCCGCAGUGUGAUGUAGGAGCGGUUCUGUCCUGAAGAUACUGGCGUGCUCCCUCUGCUUUAUGGCUGGAAGUCUUCCGCUCUUUUGCCUAUGGCACAGUUCAAAGCCAACUUUAUAAUGCAGUGAUAUGUCAGACGAUAGUGGACAUCCUUCAUCUGAGUGUGUGUGUGUGGGCGGGGGGGAACAGGGGUGUUAGCACGUCUUCUACACUGGCCUGUGAAACUGCAGGCACGAUUGCGCUCUUCGGUGACCUAGCUUUGUUGUUGGCUGCCGUUAAGCGAAACUAAACACCCAUAGAAGAAAGAAAACGUUUUCCAAAUUCUCAAGUAGUUUCUGUUUAAUAUAUACUCCACCAAGCUAAGUGGGUCUUGCUGUCAUUUUGGUCACCGGUUGAAUAAAACUAUCUUUGCACAU